Molecule: messenger RNA, 1029 nt
Organism: Schistocerca cancellata (South American locust)
Lineage: Eukaryota; Metazoa; Arthropoda; Insecta; Orthoptera; Acrididae
Gene: RpL6
Product: 60S ribosomal protein L6
Exons: 6
Coding region: 151-978 (275 amino acids)
Biological process (GO): cytoplasmic translation; ribosomal large subunit assembly
Cellular component (GO): cytosolic large ribosomal subunit; ribosome
Molecular function (GO): structural constituent of ribosome; RNA binding
Source: RefSeq, a predicted model, not a curated record
CUUUGUAGCCAGGAGGUAGAUGAUAGAGGGCGCAAGUGUUCUUGUUGUUCGUGGCUACGGCGUGAGUUUCUUACAAUUAGUCAUAGGUUAUAGAAAUCCAAGCAAUCUUUGUUUAUUGGAGUGCAGGUAGUUAUUUGAAGCGCCGUUCAAAUGGCAGAUACCAAACCCAAAUCACCAUCGUCGGCUGCGAAGCCUUCGCGAGCAGCGAAAUCUGCUGCAACUGCUAGUAAAGACGAGAAGAAGAGGGGGAAACCCAGGAAUUAUGACCUAGGAAACGGCGUUUACCGCUUCAGCAGGGCGAGAAUGUAUCACAAGAAAGCUCUUUACAAGUUUGUUGGAAAGAAGAACGAGAAAAAGGUUAAACCCAAGAAGCCAACGCAUGUUGAGAAGCCGAUAGGUGGUGAGAAGAAUGGUGGUAAGCGUAUUGUGUUAAUCAAGAAGAGGAGGAAUUUCUACCCAACAGCAGACAGGAUUAAGAAGCGACCAAGCAAAAAACUGUUCAAGCAGCAUAAGCGCUAUACACGCAAAUCCCUAACACCAGGGACCAUUUGCAUUCUUUUGGCUGGGCCUCACAAGGGAAAGCGUGUGGUGUUGUUGAAGGUCUUGAAGAGCGGUCUGCUGCUUGUCAAUGGGCCUUUUAAAAUUAAUGGCUGUCCAUUGAGACGAGUAAGCCAGAACUAUGUUAUUGCUACCAGCACAAAGCUUGACUUUUCUGGUGUGCAGUUGCCUGAACAUAUAAACGAUGAAUACUUCAAGCGUAACCGACAGAAAAGAGCAAAGAAAGAAGAAGGUGACCUUUUUGCCACUAAGAAGCCUCAAUACAAACCAUCAGAACAGCGGAAGACUGACCAGAAGUUGGUUGAUAAACUGGUCAACGGUGCUAUUCGGAAACAUCCAGAUAAGAGACAUCUGUUCGCAUAUCUGUCUGCUAUGUUUGGCCUACGAAGCAGCCAGUACCCACACAGGCUUCAGUUCUAAAUUUGUAUUAUGAAAAUAUAUGAUUGAAAUAAACAUAUUAAUCAUAAAUAA